Peronospora farinosa is the source of this 621-nucleotide messenger RNA. The record is from the annotation of a GenBank genome assembly. NCBI's taxonomy places the organism in Eukaryota, Oomycota, Peronosporomycetes, Peronosporales, Peronosporaceae.
AUGGCACAGUACGGCAAAGUUACUUACUGGGAUGAACGCUACACCAAAGAUUCGGAACAAUUUGACUGGUACCAACGCUACGAAGGCUUGAAAGCGUUACUAAAUCAAUAUGUCAAAAAGACCGACAAUAUCCUGAUGGCAGGUGCUGGUAAUUCCCGACUAUCGGAAGAAAUGGUGAACGACGACUACCAGAAGCUCAUGAACGUGGACGUGUCAGAAAUUGUCAUUCAACAGAUGGCUACCAAGUACAAAGACCAGGCUGAGAAGCUACAAUGGCAGAAGAUGAACAUGUGUCUACUAGAGUUUGCAAACGAGACGUUCGAUGCUGUUGUGGACAAGGCUACAAUGGAUUCGAUCCUAUGCGGUGAAGGGUCGACAGCCAAUGUGUCAAAAAUGUGCCAGGAGAUUUACCGGGUACUUAAGCCCAAUGGUGUCUACUUUGUCGUGUCCUACGGUGUCCCAGACAACCGACUGAGCUACUUGGAGAACAAGGAGAUGCAGUGGAAGGUUACCGUGCAUACGGUGCCGAAACCAACAGUGAGUGCCUUGCAAGUCUCAGAAGCGGACGCCAAUGCCGUGCACUACAUUUAUGUGUGCCAGAAAGGCAUUAAAGCUGAGUAG